AUGGCCUUGUUUCAUCUUUUACUUUCGCCAUGGACCAUUGUUGGGAUCAUUCCGCUGUGGCUAUCCACUUAUUACAUUUAUCCCUACUACGUGACGUAUCGCUCAUUACACCUUGUCCCGGGGCCCUUUAUUGCCAAAUUCAGCAAUAUUUGGGUCGGAUCAAGUGCCCGACGUGGCCAGAAAUACGCCGCGGUAGACUCGGCACACCGAAAAUACGGCAAGGUUGUGCGUAUAGGGUUCAACCAUGUGUCCAUUGCAGAUGAAUCUGCACUCAAUAUUGUUUACGGACACGGAAAUGGGUUUUUGAAAGAUUAUUACUACGAAGCAUUUGUCGCACGAACACCAGGCAUGUUCAACGUACGCGAUCGAGCAGAGCAUACACGCAAGCGAAAGAUCAUCUCCCAUGCCUUUUCACCAAGAUCAGUUGCGGAUUUUGAACCGCACAUGGCUGAUAAUUUGCGGCGUUGGAUUGUACAAUUGGACCGGAUCGCCGCAUCUCGACCCCAAAUCAAUGAGGAGGAAUUCGGCCGAUUCAAUGCGAUGCCUUGGUUUAGCUAUCUUGCAUUUGACAUUAUCGGAGACUUGGCAUUUGGAUCUCCGUUUGGCAUGGUCAACCGGGGAAAAGACGAGACUCAGACACAACUUGUGGAAGGAGGGCCUGUUUCCUACGCGUCGGCGGUUGAGGCUAUCAAUCGACGUGGUGAGAUCUCUUCAACUUUAGGUCUUCUUCCGGCAUUGCGGCCAUGGGCGAGAUAUCUCCCCGAUCCAUUCUUUACAAAGGGAGUCGCGGCAGUGGAGAAUCUCACUGGAAUUGCUAUCGCUGCUGUUGCAUCUCGGUUGGAUGCUGCAGAGAAAGGGAUCGCAGACUCUCGCAAUGAUAUCCUGUCGCGUUUGCUGCAAGCUAAAGAUGCAAAUGGACAACCUAUGGGUCGGGAUGAGCUCAUUGCAGAGGCACUGACGCAACUGAUCGCUGGCUCUGAUACGGUCUCUAACACAUCCUGUGGUAUUUUCUACUGGAUACUUGACGGGGAACGCAACGCACCAAACACAAUAAUCCCUCGGUUACAAACAGAGCUCAAUCAAGCAAUUGGUUCUGACGCAGAUAUUGUGAAUUACUCACAAGUCAAAGACCUUCCCUUCUUGCGCAGAUGCAUUGACGAAGGAAUGCGCCUGCAUUCGACCUCGGCUAUCGGUCUACCGCGUCUGAUAGCUGAUUCAUGUGCAGGUGUUGAAUUUGAAGGCUUUCACUUACCACCUGGAACGAUUCUUUCAGUGCCAUCAUAUACAAUUCAUCAUAUGAAGGAAGUCUGGGGCGAUGAUGUUGACGAAUUCAAACCUGAUCGCUGGUUGAAUCUUACUCCCCAACAGAAGAUCGCGUUCAAUCCAUUUUCAUAUGGUCCUCGAGCAUGUGUUGGGCAGAAUGUUGCUAUCAUGGAGCUGCAACUGAUUAUUGGGACUCUGUUUCAUCGAUAUGAGUUUGCUUUGUACCAACCGACGAUGGAGUCUCACGAGGGGUUUUCUAAGAAACCCAAAGAGUGCUAUGCGGGUAUCAGACUGAGGAAUCACGCUUAA
Molecule: messenger RNA, 1572 nt
Organism: Penicillium antarcticum
Lineage: Eukaryota; Fungi; Ascomycota; Eurotiomycetes; Eurotiales; Aspergillaceae
Product: cytochrome P450
Exons: 2
Coding region: 1-1572 (523 amino acids)
Molecular function (GO): heme binding; oxidoreductase activity, acting on paired donors, with incorporation or reduction of molecular oxygen; monooxygenase activity
Source: RefSeq, a predicted model, not a curated record